AUGGCCGACGAGACGAAGGCGCAGCCGAAUGGCGCUUUGACGGUUCAAAGUGCCAGGACAUCACUACUCUCAAAAGAAGAACAAGCAAAACGGCGUCGGCAAAAACUAGCCAACCGGGACUAUGGCCGGGGCAAGGGCGUCGACGUGCGCGGUGUCCGCGACAAGAAGUUGCGCACCAACAUGAAGAAGCAAGAGGAGAAAUACCAGAACGCCAUUUCAAAAGCUAAAGAUGCCGAGAUCUUAUUGGAAAACGCACCAGGCUUUCUCGAGCCAGAACACGAACUCGAGCGGACGUACAGGGUGCGCCAGGACGAAAUCACAAGCGAGACGGCCGUGGGAACGGCGCAAAAGCGAUUCGACUUGAAACUCGACGAUCUUGGACCGUACCACUGUGAAUAUACGAGAAACGGCAAGGAGCUGCUUCUGGCGGGUCGCAAAGGCCAUGUUGCGACAAUGGACUUCCGCGAAGGGAAACUGGGGUGUGAGCUCCAAUUGGGAGAGACGAUCAGAGACAUACGGUGGCUUCACAACAACCAAUAUUUCGCUGUCGCGCAAAAGAAAUACGUCUACAUCUAUGACAGGAAUGGCGUCGAGCUGCACUGCCUGAAGAAACACGUCGAGGUCUCACACAUGGAGUUCCUGCCAUAUCAUAUGCUCCUCGCUACCCUGGGAAUGUCGAGCAAUUUGAAAUACCAGGACGUUUCGACCGGACAGCUGGUAUCCGAGAUCCACACUAAGGGCGGCGCCCCUUGCUCCUUUACACAAAACCCAUGGAACGCGAUAUGUCACAUCGGCCACCAGAACGGCACAGUCUCAUUAUGGUCUCCAAAUUCCUCAGAAGCACUCGUCAAACUCCUCGCGCACAAAGGCCCAGUCCGCGCACUAGCGGUCGACCGAGAAGGACGGUACAUGGUCUCAACGGGGCAGGAUCUGAAGAUGGCAGUUUGGGACAUACGGAUGUUCAAGGAGGUCAACUCUUACUUCACAAGAACUCCUGCAUCCUCCGUUGCGAUAUCAGAUUCCGGAUUAACCGCAGUGGGCUGGGGCACGAGCGCGACGAUAUGGAAGGGCCUCUUCUCCAAACACCAAUCUGUCCAAGAAAAGGUGCAAAGCCCAUAUCUCACGUGGGGCAAAGAGGGCAAGGCGGUGGAGCGGGUGCGGUGGUGUCCCUUUGAAGAUGUGCUCGGCAUCGGUCACGACCAGGGCUUCUCAUCGAUCCUGGUGCCCGGCGCUGGCGAGGCCAACUUCGACGCGCUCGAGGUCAACCCGUAUGAAACGGCCAAGCAGCGACAAGAGGCUGAGGUGAAGCAGCUGCUCAACAAGCUGCCACCAGAGAUGAUCGCGCUGGACCCCAACUUCAUCGGCAACCUGGACCUGCGGUCGGAGAAGCAGCGGCAGGCCGAGAAGGACCUCGACGCACCCGCCAUGAACGUCGAGGAGGAGAUCAGGAACAAGGCGCGCGGGCGCAACGGCGCGCUCAAGAAGUACAUCCGCAAGCAGAGGAAGCGCAACAUCAUCGACGAGAAGAGGAUGCGCGCGGACGAGAUCUGGGAGGAGCUGCAGAACAAGAACAAGGCCCAGCACGAGCAGCAGAAGGAGGAGCUGGGGCCGGCACUGGGGCGGUUCGCGAGGAAGGAGAAAUGA
Diaporthe citri is the source of this 1644-nucleotide messenger RNA. RefSeq lists its product as uncharacterized. The coding region runs from base 1 to 1644 and encodes 547 amino acids. The transcript has 2 exons. Gene Ontology annotation, biological process: maturation of SSU-rRNA from tricistronic rRNA transcript (SSU-rRNA, 5.8S rRNA, LSU-rRNA). Gene Ontology annotation, molecular function: protein binding. Lineage: Eukaryota; Fungi; Ascomycota; Sordariomycetes; Diaporthales; Diaporthaceae. Gene Ontology annotation, cellular component: small-subunit processome; nucleolus; 90S preribosome. The record is from RefSeq and is a predicted model, not a curated record.